AUGAGUUUCGGCUUUAGCGUGGGGGAUUUCCUCGCGACUUUGAAACUCGCCGAUGAAUUGAAAAAGCGGUUUGCGCAAGCUCCCAGUGAGUUCAAGGCUAUUUCUGGAGAGGUUAAAAGCUUGUGGGCUGUCCUCCAUGAUCUCAAUGACAUUCCGAAAGAGGGCCUCAGCGUGCACCAGAAAAGCGAAAUGGAAUCAAUUGUUCAAAAAGGCCGUGAGGUGCUGCUAGAGAUUGAAAGCAAGUUGAGCAAGUACAACGUUCUUGCAUUUGCGACUUCGAACUGGAAGAACAAGGCUCUUCGAGCAUGGAGCCGAAUCAAUUGGGAUCCGGCUGAAGUCCACAGCUUGCGGAGUCGCAUCACGUCUUGCAUUUCGCUUUUCAAUUUGGUUAUGGCGAAAAUCAAUCAGGAUCUGACCCUGGAAAUUGGAGCGGAGGUCCAUUCCAUGAAGGAGAAUCGCGACACUCAGCUACGCAAUGGAAUGCUCCCAUGGAUUUGUGCGAUAGAUCCCUCGGAGCGACAAAGUAAAGUCUUUAACAUGCGCCGUGAAGGAACAGGCAAAUGGUUCCUGGAAAGUGAGCAAUUCCUCCUCUGGAUCGCCAGUGAAAAGGAAAAGACCCUGCUCUGUACUGGAGCUCCAGGGGCCGGCAAGACAGUACUUACUUCUAUCGUCAUUGACCAUCUUGAGAAAAAGUUUUCCAAUGAUGACAGUGUUGCGAUUACUUAUAUUUACUUCGACUUUCGGCAACGACUUGAAUUUUCCAAUCUCAUUUCGAGUCUUCUUAGACAAUUGCUCCAGGGGAACCCAGGCCUCUGUGGAACAAUCUCUGAUUUGCAUUCUCGACGCCAACAAAAUCCUAGUCAUUUAUCUGAGGAGGAAGUUCAAAAGGAACUCGAGUUGGUGAUAUCUCAGUGCAGCGAGGUGUUCUUUCUCAUUGGCGCACUAGAUGAGUGCUUGGAUGUUCUCAUACGAUAUUCGAAUAUCAAGCUCCUUGCAACCACGCGGCACGACGAUAAAUUUGGCAAGGCCUUUCUCAGCAAGGGUCUCACCAUGGAAAUCAAAGCAAGCAGAGAAGAUGUGGGAAUUUUUCUUGAUGCAAGCCUGGAUUAUCUUCCGGGGUUCAUUCAGAGGAAACCAGAGCUUUGGGGCUAUAUUCGGAAUCAGAUCAUUGAAUCCGCUGGGGGAAUGUUUCUGCUCGCCCGUCUCUAUUUGAAUCUACUAUUGGAUGAGAAGAACGAGAAAAGAGUUCGAAUCCUAGGCGCUCAGUUUCAAACUGGCUCAGGCGCAUACGAUCAUGCAUAUGAUGACACCAUGAAGAGAAUUGAGCAGCAAAGCUCCUUUUCCCAGGACCUUGCCAAGAGGAUUCUAGGAUGGGUUACAUUCUCGGCACGACCACUUACCGCUACUGAGCUGCAAGAUGCUAUUGCAGUCGAAAUUGGAGAGCCUGAAUUCGACCAAACGAACAUAAUAGACAUCGAGGAGAUGAUCUCUGUCUGCUCCGGUUUGAUCGUUGUAGAGGAAAACAGUAACAUCGCUAAGCUUGUACAUUUUACAGCUCAAGAAUAUCUGAAACGCACGUGCAAGUCUUGGUAUCCCGAUGUUCAUGAAUUUCUCACAAACACCUGUCUCACGUAUCUGUCGUUCGACAACUUUGAUGAUCCUUGUUUGGCCCAAGAUGAGCCUAAAGUACAGCGAGGGGAGUACCAGUUUUAUCAAUACUCGGCUCAUGAGCUAGGGUCCCAUCUCCGCCAGAGCCUUGGAAAUGACUCCCUUCUCCCUGCAUUCAUCGGAAAUGAUGCCAAAGUUUCUCGGUGCAUGCGAGAAAUCUUCGGUCUGUCAGGAACCGAAUGCGGUUUCACAGGACUCCAUCUUGCCUCACUAUUUGGCCUUGAACACAUUGUAGAGGGAUUCUCCCAUACUGGCAGCAAUUUCAAUAUCUGGGACUAUCUUGGCCGCACGCCUCUUAUAUGGGCUGCAGGGUCUGGCAACGAGACAGUAGUCAGUCUACUACUUGACCCUGGAGCUGACCCCAACUCUGCGACAAAGGAGAGCUUCACGCCACUCUUCUACGCUGCAGCCUACGGUCAUGCCGCAGUGGUUAGACUUUUGAUUGAUGGAGGUGCCAAUGUCAAUUUUAAAAACAAAAACAACGAGACCCCGGUCUUCUUCGCUGCGAAAGGUGGUGGUGGAGUCCGACUCGGUCCUAGAUCACUAUUCAGCAUGGGUGAUCAUGCGUGGGUUAUAAAAUUGCUACUCGACGCAGGUGCUAAUCUUGACCCCGAAAACGUUCGUCAUGAAACCCCCUUGCAUGCAGCAGCAGCAAAUAAUGGCCAUGCGGUGGCGGUUAGACUGCUUCUUGAGAGGAACGCCAACAUAAACUCAUAUCACAGUAACUAUUGCGGUCUCGAGCUCAUCCCAGCAGCUCCUCUGACCGCCGCAGCAAGAAAGGGCCACGUCAAAAUCACCAAAAUGCUCCUUGAAAGUGGUGCAGACACUCCAUUCCUGUUAAAGAACACAAAUCUGCCGCCUUCCUCUUAUGCGCUGUCUUGUUUAUCAAAGUCAGCUAUAGGUGAAGACGAAAGUUCUUUCACAGCAAUACUUCAAGAGUCUGGUGACCCAAGCUUCCGAGAUGAGUUCGAGCGCCUUCCAUUGCACUGGGCAGCUUCGCGAGGCGACGGCAUUUUGGUGCAGCGCAUUUUGAAGGCCGGAUGUAACUCGAAUCCCAAGGACAUAUUUGGCAGAACACCAUUGUUUGCAGCCGUUUGUAGGGACAGAGUUAACGUUGUGAAAGUGUUGCUUGACCACCCCGACAUCGACGCCCAAAUUGAAGACAAGCUGGGAUUUACUCCCCUUCAAGAGUCCAGUAGAAGACAAAGGUCCUCUAUCAAAGUCUCUUUUUCCACGGGAGAAAACAGUGUAGGACCUUGGGAUGAGGUUACCAAUCUUCUCAAAGUCAAGACUGGACUGCGUGAGGAAUGUCUACUCAACGCCAACGUCCCCCUUAUCCCCAGAUAUGAUCUCCCGCAAGCGGCCUUUUACAGAUAUUGUGAUGUCUGUCUUAGGAACAUGUUAGGCGGUUCAGAAUGCGAGAGCUGCAACAUAGUCACUAAGAAGGACGGCACUUCUGGGGGCACUGUUAUAUAUUGUGAAUUCUGCAUUCCGGGGGUAAAAGAUUGUCCACUUUGUGGGCAAUCGUUUUGA
Penicillium arizonense is the source of this 3201-nucleotide messenger RNA. Its product is annotated as ankyrin repeat domain-containing protein. Bases 1 to 3201 code for a protein of 1066 amino acids. Gene Ontology annotation, molecular function: protein binding. NCBI's taxonomy places the organism in Eukaryota, Fungi, Ascomycota, Eurotiomycetes, Eurotiales, Aspergillaceae. The transcript has 5 exons. The record is from RefSeq and is a predicted model, not a curated record.